AUGGCAGACAAUGGACUGGUGACAUGUGAAUUACCCAUCAAAGAAGAAGUUCAAGACAUAGCCCUUACUGGGGGGAAUUCAGUCUUGCUGCAACGGAGCUGGCUGAAAAUCUGCCUUGCAGCACCUAGGCUCCGCCUGCAUGGAGCGGAGCCGCACAAGCGCCUCCAGAUGGCGUCUUAUCCCGGCUCACCUGGCUUAGGAGGGAGGAGCGAAUCCUUCAUGGGUGUGUGUAUGGGAACUGUUGAGUCAGGGCCUGAACGCAAAGCUACUUCCAAGCCAACAGUGAGCGACUACAUGGAGACUGUCUAUGACAGUUGGUCAGACCUACAGGAGGAACCAUUGGACAGUGCUGAGGAUUCCUGGAUUCAUCGACAGCAGCAGUUUUGUGAGACAAGGAAAUUGUGCGGCUCGCAGCGGCGGGUGGCCCUGAAGAGCCCGCAGGUCGCCUGCAAGGCGGCCUCGGCCGUGCUGGUGAAGACGCUGCGCUUCGUGCAGAACGUGCCCUGCUUCCAGGAGCUGCCCCUGGACGAGCAGCUGGUGCUGGUCCGCAGCUGCUGGGCGCCUCUGCUCGUGCUGGGUCUGGCGCAGGAGCGGGUGCACUUGGAGACGGUGGAGAGCGCGGAGCCCAGCAUGCUGCAACGGAUCCUAACCACCCGGCGGCACGGCGAACACACCCGGCCCCGGCGCAGCACCGCCUCGGCCGGCGAGAUCCAGGCCAUCAAGGGCUUCCUGGCUAAGUGCUGGAGCCUGGACAUCAGCACCAAGGAGUACGCCUAUCUCAAGGGGACGGUGCUCUUCAACCCGGAUCUACCUGGCCUGCAGUGCGCACAGUACAUUGAAGGACUGCAGAGGGAAGCACAAGAAGCUCUAAAUGAACAUGUCAGACUCAUUCACAGAGGUGACCAAGCCAGAUUUGCCAAGCUGAAUGUUGUUCUAUCCUUGUUACGUUCUAUUAACGCUAAUGCGAUUGCUGAACUGUUCUUCAGGCCCAUCAUUGGAUCAGUGAACAUGGAUGACAUGCUUUUGGAAAUGCUUUGUGCAAAAUUAUAAAGGUGUGUAAAGUAAUGAAAAUAAAUCCAAUGCAGAGGAACUCUUAAGAGCAGAAUAGUGUAAAGUACUGUAAAUAAACUAACUUAUUGUUUUUACAUAGAUAGUAUUUUUGUAUUCAAUAAUAAAAUAGUCUUUAAGUUCUGGAAUUUUUAUUAAACACGGUGUUUUUGCAUUAAGACUAUUAAAGUCAUCAGAAUGAGAUUUAAUGUUGCAAAGAAUAUUCAUGUCUCAAGUCAACUGGCUAUUCUUUUACCAUGUCUAUGAAUAAAGAUCAUACAUACUACAUUGUA
Meleagris gallopavo (turkey) is the source of this 1340-nucleotide messenger RNA. RefSeq names its product nuclear receptor subfamily 0 group B member 1 (gene NR0B1). NCBI's taxonomy places the organism in Eukaryota, Metazoa, Chordata, Aves, Galliformes, Phasianidae. Gene Ontology annotation, cellular component: nucleus; cytoplasm. The record is from RefSeq and is a predicted model, not a curated record. Gene Ontology annotation, molecular function: transcription corepressor activity; transcription factor binding. Gene Ontology annotation, biological process: male gonad development; adrenal gland development; spermatogenesis.